Messenger RNA from Sparassis crispa, 1107 nucleotides. RefSeq lists its product as uncharacterized. Gene Ontology annotation, molecular function: GTPase activity; GTP binding. NCBI's taxonomy places the organism in Eukaryota, Fungi, Basidiomycota, Agaricomycetes, Polyporales, Sparassidaceae. The transcript is spliced from 13 exons. Gene Ontology annotation, biological process: cytoplasmic translation. Gene Ontology annotation, cellular component: cytoplasm. The record is from RefSeq and is a predicted model, not a curated record. The coding region runs from base 1 to 1107 and encodes 368 amino acids.
AUGACGACCGUACAGAAGAUAAAGGAAAUCGAAGAUGAAAUGGCCAGGACCCAGAAGAAUAAGGCCACGAGCUACCAUCUGGGGCAACUCAAGGCCAAGCUUGCGAAGUUAAGGAGGGAACUUCUCGGGCCGCAAGGUGGUGGAGGUGGUGGUGGCGGCCUCGGUUUUGAUGUCGCAAGGACUGGUAUUGCUUCUGUCGGAUUCGUCGGAUUUCCCUCCGUAGGAAAGUCAACUUUAAUGACUAAAUUAACUGGGACACACUCGGAGAUAUCUGAGAUCGAUUUCACUACCUUGACCACAGUACCGGGAACGCUGAAGGUCCACGGCGCACCAAUACAGAUUUUAGACCUGCCCGGUAUCAUUGAGGGUGCAAAUGACGGCCGUGGUAGAGGUCGACAAGUCAUUGCUGUCGCGCGCACAUGCAACUUGAUCUUCAUUAUUCUCGAUGUCCUGAAACCACUUGGAGACAAGAAGGUCAUUGAAUCCGAGUUGGAGGCGUUUGGCAUCCGGCUGAAUAAGAAACCACCAGCAAUUAUAGUGCGGAAAAAGGACAAGGGCGGGAUCGCGAUUACCAACACAGUGCCCUUAACAAACGUUGACCAAGACGAAAUCAAAGCCGUUUUGAGCGAAUACAAGCUGAGCAAUGCGGACGUUGCUAUACGGCAGCCAGGAGCUACAGCAGAUGACCUCGUAGACGUGAUCGAGGGCAACAGAGUAUACAUUCCGGCGCUCUAUGUGCUAAACAAGAUCGACGCCAUUUCAAUAGAAGAACUGGACCUAUUGUACAAAAUACCAAAUAGCGUACCGGUAUCCUGCCGCGAAUGGAUGAAUAUCGACGAGCUACUUGACCAGAUGUGGAAAACUCUCGACCUCGUGCGCGUGUACACAAAACCACGCGGAUUGCCACCAGAUUACAACGCGCCUGUCGUGCUCAAGCGCGGCAAGUGCACGAUCGAGGAUUUCUGCAAUGCGAUUCAUAAGGAGAUUGCGAAGCAGAUGAAGUAUGCCAUCGUAUGGGGUGCAAGCGCGAAACAUGCUAGAGGCCAGAAAGUCGGUCUCGACCACGUACUAGAUGACGAGGAUGUGGUGCAUAUCUCCAAGAAGUAG